CUCUUUCUGAGAAGGCUGCUCUUCUGUGGUCAGGAAGUAAAUGCGCCUCUGUAAUGUUUCAGCAAAAGUCAUUGCAAAGCACAUCCGCCGUGCCACGCCAAAAGAGAGAGAAGUAAACAGGGUUUGUAAAACAACCUCUUCCUUAAAAUAAAUGAUCUGGAUAGUGUUUGGUAUGCAGAAGUGAAUGGUGAGUGUUGGCUUACAUUUUAAUAUGUUGUAGAGACAUGUUUGUCAUUGAACUGUGCCUAUUUGUGUAUGAUGUGUGAGAGUGACAUGAGCCGCCACUGGUCUAAAUUUUAGGAUGUUGGCUUUUUGUCAACAAUUCAAUUGAAAGAAUGUUAAUCUCACACCCUAGUCCAGUUUUAAAAAAUAUAUAUACAAUUUCCAAAUUGAAAUGUCAUACUGUAAGAUUCUUACUAUAUGAGUCAGGUAGCCAGUGUUGGGGAGUAGAGUUUAGACUGCAGACUAGUAUUUCCUCUUGGAUUUACUGUACCUGUUUAGAUUGGCUUUCAUUUGGCAGAUGACUCAGUUCACCAAAUAUGUUUCUUUAUCAACAAGUGCCAGAAUGAUUGAUCUCCUCAAGAUGUACUUAAAGAUAACCUGUCUUUAGCUAAACAUAUUGUCUUACUGAUUAUUUUAAUAUGUACAUUAGCCCUUUACAAACACUACCAUUGCUAUUGGAAUUUAUGAGCGAGUCACUAGUUAUUCAUUCAAACUGUACGUAUAUUUUGCUAUAUUUUAUUGUACAUGAAUGUUCUUGCUUCACAGACCUCAUGCACAUAACUAGGGCAGCACCGGAAGCUGUAACCAACCACAGGAGUCAACCAUGAUAGCAUCACUGUGACCUAACUCCAAGAUGGAUGCCCUGCCCAGCACAGAGGAAUGAGACUAAACUAAGUUGAGCCGUAUCUCUCUGCUUAGGACUGAGUGAAGAGAGAGGUUAUGGAGGGGGCUAGGGUGCGCUCUCCUCUUCCUGACCUCAGGGAGCCAGACAGCCAGACAUGGACCACUAUGGAUCUCCCACUACAGAGCAGGCCAAUGGAGGAGGCUAUUGGGUGGGGAGAGAUGGAAGAGCAGGUGAACCAGAUAGACAGGGAGGAAGAGGAUAACUCUCCUCAGACUGGAAGGACACAGCCCUCUGAGGAGUCAGAGGAGCACUGGGACUCCAUGACUUUACCUGUGUGCCCCAUGACCAUGAUCCGUCCCAGUGUCCCUCUGUCCUUUGCCACGGUGCAGUGGGACAUAACCUACCCCUCCCCUGACACGCCCUCCCCCAUGACUGACAACAGCUCGGCCGAUGAGCUGGACUCCAGUGGAGCGGCCAGUCUGGACUGGAAUGUGAGUCCCCUGUCCCACCACCAGCAGCAGCAACAUCAAUCCUGUGUGACAGGAAUAAACAUAGAGCUGUCUGUCCAGGAGAAGACACAUAAUCACAACGGACCGGAGCAACAGCUGCCCUUGAGUGAAAGCUCCCCUCGGGUACGUCAGGCAGACAGGAAAGGACUGUGGUUAUGUGUCUGUUGUAAUUUGAGAUUAUGUCGCUGUGUGUUUGUGUCCAUUUGUGGAUCUUUCUUUAUUUCCUGUGUGCAUGUGUGUGUGUUUGUCAGUCUGUGAAAGUGCAAGAGGAAGAGAGUAUUUAGGGUGAGAAAUAGCUCUACCUCUGUCUCUUCAUAGAUUAUAUACCAGUCGUAGGUGGAGAUGAGGUUGAUGGAAUAUACCGUUAUACAUAUCAGUCAUCUGAAAGCCAGGUCCCUUCUGUCUGAGUGCUGAUCAACCCACGUCUUUCUCAAUCACAAGUUUUCCCUGGCCCGAUGUUUAUUGUUGACAGCUGCUGUUGCAAUUCCAGGCGUGUGAUCCACCAAGACCAGAUGUGGAGGAGCAUGCAGCACACACACAGGAAGAGGAGGCUUCAGCACAAGAGCUAUUUGAGGACCAUGGUGAGUACAGACGGUAGUCAUCUUCGCAAAUGAACCAUGAGCUUACUCUUAGAUUUUAUUUUAACAUGUGUUGACAUAUUCUGAUAGAUGCUACCCCUUCAAAUGCUUUUGACCUCUCAUGCCGCUUUGACUUGAUCAUAUAGUAUGUAGAGUGCAAAGGAGGUUGGUGGCACCUUAAUUGGGGAGAACAGGCUCGUUCUAAUGACCUGGAGCAGAAUAAGUGGAAUGGUAACAAAUACAUCAAAUACAUGGUUUCCAGGUGUUUGAUGCCAUUCCAUUUGCUCCGUUCCGGACCUUAUUAUGAGCCGUUCUCCCCUCAGCAGCCUCCUGUGAUAGUGACUUGGUCAAUAUUAAUAUGGGUAUCUGUGUGUUUAGACUCUCUUUCAGGGAGAUGUCCAUGGCCAGAGGAAGGGAUAGGACGGUCUGUGACAGAGGAGACUAUCACACCCUCUGACAUAGCUCCUAGCUCUGUACAGACAGGAGAGUCCGAGACUAGGCCGGAUAGUGAGAGUCUAGACUCUGUGCCGGGAGAGAAACAAGAACAGACUGGCACAGUCCUGACUAUACAGAUCAACUCAGAGCAAGGAUCCAGCUCUACAGACUAUGAGGAGGAGGAGGAGCAGACUGUGACUAGUUUAGCUUAUAAUGGAGAUUGUGACGAGCAGACAAAACAGAUAGGACAGUCAGAGGGGAGAGGACAGUCAGACAGUGAGGAGGAAUCAGAGAUUAUAGAACUCUUAGAGCACCUGCUUGAGCCAACUGAACUGAAAGAACAGUCAGAACUCUCAGAGAAGUCUGAACACAGUGGGCAGUCAGAGCCUAACCACACAGAACAGAGUGAAUACGGGAACAUUACCGAGACAACAGAGCAGCCAGAAGACUCUGAGAAACUUCUAGAGUCCGACCAGGUAGAGCAAUCAAAUCAGUCAGGGGAGGAAGAAGAGCAAACUGAAGAGGCCCAUUUACAACAGGCAGAACAGUCAGAAGUGACAGACCAGUCAGAACAAUCAAAAGAAUCAGAGCAGACAGAAUGUUUAGAAUCAAAACAGACACAACGUUCUGAGCAAACAAUGCACUCAGAGCAGUCAGAUCCAUCACAGCAGACAGAAGACUCUGAAGAUUCUGAACUGUCAAAACAACCAGAGCAGACGGAACAGUCAGAACAGACGGAACAGUCAGAACAGACGGACAACAAACCAAUGCAUUCAAAGCUGUUAGAAGAAUUACUUUUCCUUUGCACAGAGGAGCUUGAACAGUCAGACCAUACAGAAGAACAGAAACACUCAGGGACUGAACAGCCAGUGCAGACUGCACUGACUGAGUCGACAGAAGAGGUUGAGCAGACAGAGCAUUCCAAGCAGGUAGAACAAUUGGAACAGAAAGAAUGUACAGAGGGUUCAUGUUUGCCGCCCAGGGAAGGAAGUAGAGAGCAACUGGAGUCUCCAGUACAGCAGACAGAGGCUUCAGAACCAGUGGUGGUCCAUAUGAAUGGUGGAGGUUUGGACAGGGAGAGGGCCUGCAGGCUGGCGGAAAGACUCUACAGGCUGGACGGGAUCUACAAGACAGACGUGGUCAAACACCUGGACAAAGAGUAAGACCAAAGGCUGCAAAACAUGGAGUGGCCACACUUUACAUUACAUUACAUAGGUCUUAUGUAGUAGUAACUAUCAGGGUAAUGAUCUAUGCUAGUAUGUACUUGCUGAGUUUUUUUCUCAGAAUGUGUCACCUUGGAUCAUGAACUUGACCUGUCUUUGUCUCCCCGGCCCUCUCUAAUUCAGCAAUAACUUUAGCCGAGCCGUUGGGGAGGAGUACCUCAAGUUCUUUGACUUCACCGGUCAGAGGCUGGACCAAGGCCUGAGGUAAGUCCUUCACACUUUCUAAUGAGAUUUUUCCUUGUUCACUAUAAUAGUAACAAGUAAUGCUCUCAAAUUAACAUCUACCAUUGGUCAAUCAUCUUCUAUUUCCUCUAUUUUGCCCUCCUCUCCCAGGUCUUUCCUGAGGGUGGUGGUGCUUAUCGGUGAGACCCAGGAAAGAGAGCGAGUGCUGCAACAUUUCUCCUGUCGCUUCCAGCAGUGCAACCCUCACACCUUCUCCUCUUCCGGAGAAGUACUCACGCUCACCUGUUCUGUGAUGCUUCUGAACUCUGAUCUGCAUGGACAGGUGAGUCCCCACUGCACUGCAAACGUGUAGAUAUUUAGGCUUUUGAAUGAAAGGAAAUGGUACUGUGGAUUGUGGGCCUGGAUGUGUACACAGUUAAACCAGGGGAGGAUCAUCCUCCUCAGUGAAUUUCAGAAAAAUAAAAAAUAGUGAAAUAAAACAGUUAUCCUUUUCAGAUAAAACUAUAAAUAUAUUCACGUCACCAAAUAAUUGAUGAAAACACAAUUUUUUGCAAUAAAGGUCUACAGUAGCCUCAACAGUACUCUCUAGGGUAGCACCAUGGUGUAUACGGAGGACAGCUAGUUUCCAUCCUCCUCUUGGUACAUUGGCUUCAAUAGAAAACCUAGGAGGCUCAUGGUUCUCAUCCCCUUCCAUAGACUUACACAGUAAUUAUGACAAGUUCCGGAGGACAUCCUCCAACCUAUCAGAGCUCUUGCUGUAUGAACUGACAUGUUUUCGACCCAAUCAAAGGAUCAGAGAAUGAAUCUAGUACUGAAAGCAUAAGCUACAGCUAGCUAGCACUGCAGUGCAUAAAAUGUGGUGAGUAGUUGAGUCAAAGAGAGAGAAAGACAAAAGCUGAACAGUUUUGAACAAAUUAAUUUCUUAAAAAAUGGAGAAGCAAAAGAGAGAGCUAGCUAUAUUUUGUUGUAUUUUUGAACAUUUCACUUUCACUUACCUAGCUAGCGAAUGCAGCUAGCUAGUUUAGCCUAUUCAAACACCCGGCUCAGAGGGAUGCUAUGUUAGCUAGCUGGCUAUGGCUAUCCAACACUGGAACUCUUCCAAGUCAAGGUACGCUUUUGGUUUGAUUAAUUUAUUGCCACCGGGGCCUGCCGGUGUAAUUGCUAAACUGCUUGCUGUACACUGUACUGCAAGAUUGUAGCGGAUUUAUUGACGUGUUAGUUCAAUAGUUAGCUAUGUUGACUAUGACGUUAGCUAAUAUGGUGACAACGAUGUAGGCUAUGUAGUGGUUAUGGUAUGAAGUUUUGGCUUGGAAAGGUUUUUUCGCCUGGUCACAGACAGCUGUUGUAUUGUGCACUGAAGUCCACAAGCAAAAGGAAAACGUGAGAGGAGGAGAGCGUGUAGAUGCGAGAAGGAAUUAUACAAUGAGCAAAUGAUCAUGCUGUUUGUAUGUGGCUGCUAUAAAGUGAACUGUGUUUGUGGUGAUCAGGGGUGUAUUCAUUACGCCGAUUCUGUUGAAAAUGUUCUUAAAUGGAAGAAAACGGAAUGAAACGGAGAUAAACAUACCUGAAUUUGUCCAAUAGAAACUCUUGUUUGCAACUGUUGGACUAAUGACUACACACUAGAUCAGCUAGAUGCAGGCAUGAGUGUGCAAGGCGGUAUUGAUUGGGUCACUGUCUGUCACCUUGAUUACUAAAAAAUGUCUCUCUACCUGUGCUCCUACGUUGUAAAUCUUCAUUUGUAGGCUAGGUUGUAGCAACCUCAUGAUGGGUAUAGGGAAAAUUUGAGUAUCAUGUAGUAGCCUAAACCUAUCGAUGUUACAUUGAGCUUGGUGAAUGGAAUAUGAAUGACAGUCAUCCAAUAUGCUGUAAUAGAAAUAAAGCCAUGCUCAUUAAAAUAUUAAAGAGCACCGACCGCCAUUGAGUUAAACAUAGUUUUUGUGUCUGUCCUCAGAAUGUGGGCAAAGCCAUGUCUUUGUCCAGCUUUGUGUCCAACCUGGAUGGGAUGAAUGAGGGUGAGAACUUCAGCAAGGAGCUGUUAAAGGUAAGAUUAUCCUCCUCAUUCUACACUACUCAAUAUUUCAGUAGAUACUGUCAAAUGAAAGAACGGUAUCUAUAGCAGUCUGAAGUAGACUGUUUUUUUGGAAGACUUCAGUGUCCUUCUUUCUCUUGUUUCUUUCUCAGGCUCUCUACAACUCCAUUAAGAACGAGCCUCUGGAAUGGGCAGUGUAAGUAGUCUGACUUAAGAACAAGGUAGUGGGUAGCAUUAUUCUAAACUACACUGCUCAAAAAAAUAAAGGGAACACUAAAAUAACACAUCCUAGAUCUGAAUGAAUGAAAUAAUCUUAUUAAAUACUUUUUCUUUACAUAGUUGAAUGUGCUGACAACAAAAGCACACAAAAAUUAUCAAUGGAAAUCAAAUGUAUCAACCCAUGGAGGUCUGGAUUUGGAGUCACCCUCAAAAUUAAAGUGGAAAACCACACUACAGGCUGAUCCAACUUUGAUGUAAUGUCCUUAAAACAAGUCAAAAUGAGGCUCAGUAGUGUGUGUGUGGCCUCCACAUGCCUGUAUGACCUCCCUACAACGCCUGGGCAUGCUCCUGAUGAGGUGGCGGAUAGUCUCCUGAGGGAUCUCGUCCCAGACCUGGACUAAAGCAUCCGCCAACUCCUGGACAGUCUGUGGUGCAACGUGGCGUUGGUGGAUGGAGCGAGACAUGAUGUCCCAGAUGUGCUCAAUUGGAUUCAGGUCUGGGGAACGGGCGGGCCAGUCCAUAGCAUCAAUGCCUUCCUCUUGCAGGAACUGCUGACACACUCCAGCCACAUGAGGUCUAGCAUUGUCUUGCAUUAGGAGGAACCCAGGGCCAACCGCACCAGCAUAUGGUCUCACAAGGGGUCUGAGGAUCUCAUCUCGGUACCUAAUGGCAGUCAGGCUACCUCUGGCGAGCACAUGGAGGGCUGUGCGGCCCCCCAAAGAAAUGCCACCCCACACCAUGACUGACCCACCGCCAAACCGGUCAUGCUGGAGGAUGUUGCAGGCAGCAGAACGUUCUCCACGGCGUCUCCAGACUCUGUCACGUCUGUCACGUGCUCAGUGUGAACCUGCUUUCAUCUGUGAAGAGCACAGGGCGCCAGUGGCGAAUUUGUCAAUCUUGGUGUUCUCUGGCAAAUGCCAAACGUCCUGCACGGUGUUGGGCUGUAAGCACAACCCCCACCUGUGGACGUCGGGCCCUCAUACCACCCUCAUGGAGUCUGUUUCUGACCGUUUGAGCAGACACAUGCACAUUUGUGGCCUGCUGGAGGUCAUUUUGCAGGGCUCUGGCAGUGCUCCUCCUGCUCCUCCUUGCACAAAGGCGGAGGUAGCAGUCCUGCUGCUGGGUUGUUGCCCUCCUACGGCCACCUCCACGUCUCCUGAUGUACUGGCCUGUCUCCUGGUAGCGCCUCCAUGCUCUGGACACUACGCUGACAGACACAGCAAACCUUCUUGCCACAGCUCGCAUUGAUGUGCCAUCCUGGAUGAGCUGCACUACCUGAGCCACUUGUGUGGGUUGUAGACUCCGUCUCAUGCUACCACUAGAGUGAAAGCACCGCCAGCAUUCAAAAGUGACCAAAACAUCAGCCAGGAAGCAUAGGAACUGAGAAGUGGUCUGUGGUCACCACCUGCAAAACCAGUCCUUUAUUGGGGGUGUCUUGCUAAUUGCCUAUAAUUUCUACCUGUUGUCUCUUCCAUUUGCACAACAGCAUGUGAAAUGUAUUGUCAAUCAGUGUUGCUUCCUAAGUGGACAGUUUGAUUUCACAGAAGUGUGAUUGACUUGGAGUUACAUUGUGUUGUUUAAGUGUUCCCUUUAUUUUUUUGAGCAGUGUAUUUACCACCACCUUUUCAGUCUCUCUUUGUACAUGACUGAUUUACGUACAGCUUCCUCUUCAUGCUGCUUUCUCCAAUAUAUUGUGAUUGUGUUACACCUCUCAUAUUUUCAUUGUUCUUUUAUUUCCUCUCCAUUGCUUCUUCAUUCCUCCCCCAUCUCGUCAAUCGCCCUGUUCAGUGAUGAGAAGGAACUGAAGAGCUCCAUGUUGUUGGCGGAGGAUGCUAAAGAGGACGCACCCCUGCGCUCCAAGAGCAACCCGUUCCAAGAUGUGCCUCAUGACAAGAACGCCACAGUGUUCAAACAGAGCUUCCUCAAACGCAAGGCCCACGCUAACAUUGAUGGCAAACGCAGUGAGUUGGACUGUGACAUUAUUUGCACAAAACCAUAGGAACUCAAAUGUCAGGGCAAUAAAGUGUGUACAAGAGCAUCAUAGGGUUUUGAUUCAUCCUUUGACGAUUCAUCAGUCUGAUUAAAUGAUUUAGUGUGUGAGUGUCUUUGAGAAGCAUCCUUUGACCUCAGGAGUAAUGUAAUGUAACUGUCUGACAGCUCCUUGGGGGAAGAGAAGCUGGAAGAUCUUCUAUGGAGUGCUGAAGGGACUGGUCCUCUACUUACAGAAGGUUAGUCUCCUCCUCCACUUCCUCCUCCUCUUGUCAACUCCUCCUUUUCCAAACAUUCCAUUGCACUGCCUCUUGAUAAUGUCCAGGAUGCCUUUCACACUGAUCCCUCACUGCUUGUUACCACAUCCAACCUCUCCACCCCCCUCAGGAUGAGUAUACGAUGGAGUGGCAGAGUACAGAGGAGGUGGUCAGUGUGCACCAUGCACUAGCAGAGCAGGCAGCAGACUACACUAAGAGACCCCACGUCUUCCGCCUGCAGACCGCCGACUGGAGGGUCUUCCUCUUUCAGGCUUCGUGAGUCUAUGUACUGUGUAUGUCUGAGAGACAGGAACUAUAUCCAUGUAGUAUUGGAAUUGUGAAUUUACAUUUGUCACACAUAGGACUAAUGGGUUUAACUGUUUGAUGGUGUGAAGGAACAAGCAAAUCAAUCAGUAUGCAACAGUCCUAUAAUCCUGUGACUUUGUCAUAAAUACACAUGAUAUGUUCUUAUACAGUAUGUAAAGCUAAUAUUAGAUGUUAUGUCUUCUAUGUGCACGGUCCCCUUGUCGUCCUCAGCUCCACAGCAGAGAUGAUUUCAUGGAUCAGCCGUAUUAACCUGGUGUCAGCCCUACACUCCUCUCCUCCCUUCCCUGCUGCUGUGGGCUCUCAGAGGAAGUUCUGCAGACCCAUUCUGCCUGCCUCGCAGUCUGCACACACACUGGUACUGUACUCACAUACUCUCUUGGUUCACUCUUAGUAGUCCCCACUGCUUUGUUUUAGCACAUUAUGUAUUCAUCUUUGUGGGGUGGGAUAUUUAGGAGUCUAGUAGUACGUUAAGACUGUAUAUAUUCUAGUUGUGCUGGGCCACGUACGGUAAUCUGAUCCUAGAUCUGUGGUUAGGGACAUCUUCUAUCUGGAGUGUGUUCUGAGCCUGUUCACUGAGCCUGGCUCUCUGCUGCCCCCUGUAGGAGACACAGCUGCAGUCUCAUGCAGGCAUGCUAGAGUCCUUCCAGGAAGACCUGGCCUACCUGCAGCAGAGUCUCCGUGACGGGCGCAGGGCCAAAGCCAAGGAGAUGGAGGAACACCGAGUCAGAGAGGAGUACCUGCAGCAUGAGGUGUGUGUGUGUGUGUGUAUUGUAUCUGCAUGUUUAUGUGCAUAUGGGAUUGACCACAAUGUUAAGCUCUGUGACAUUAUCGUAAUGUAGGCUACAUUUUCCCCUUCACUCUAUUAGAUGUCUCAGUCUCAUUCCUUCCUCUCCCUAUAGAAAUGUCGCUACGAGGCCUACAUCCAGAUGCUGGAGGUCUGGAAGGGUUUGAACCAGUCAGCCGAAACUGAGGUGGGAACCAGCAAGCUCAACCUGUUUGACAGAGCUGUGUGUAAGGACACAGUGGAUGAGGAGGGGGAGGAGGGAACCCUGAAGAAGUCCCACUCCAGCCCCUCCCUGGAUCUGGAGAUGGCCUCGCACCCCGUGGUCAAAGUUAAACGCAACAUCUCGGAGAGACGGACCUAUCGCAAGAUCAUCAUUCCGAGACGCAACCAGGACCUAUGAGGGCAGGUGCCCAAAAGUGAGACACAUAUAACUCUGACAUGACUUUUCAAAGACUUUUUUUAGGACAUGCACAAUGUGUUACUUCCAAGCACUGUCCUUUUAAGUUUUCAUUUUCAGCUUGCACUUAUUCAGCAAGAAGGCAAAGGUCAUCAAAACGGAAUGCAUCCCUCAGGGAACUUGCUUGAGUCCUUUUCUUUGUUACAUUUGCUCUUCAUAUGAUAAAAGUAUUUGAGUUCAUAUUUGUGCACUUUCAAUUUAACAAAUUGAAUUGAACCUCAGAAGUCGAUCCUUCAUGCUGAGACAGUUCAAGAAGAGUAAUAUAAUGUUUGUGAUAAAAAAAUAUAUAUAAAAAAAAUUAGUCAUUUAGCAGACGCUCUUAUCCAGAGCGACUUACAGUUAGUGAGUGCAUACAUUAUAAUUUUUUUUUUUUUUCAUACUGGCCCCCCGUGGGAAUCGAACCCACAACCCUGGCGUUUCAAACGCCAUGCUCUACCAACUGAGCUACAUCCCUGCUGGCCAUUCCCUUCCCUACCCUGGACGACGCUGGGCCAAUUGUGCGCCACCCCAUGGGUCUCCCGGUCACGGCCGGCUACGACAGAGCCUGAAUUCGAACCAGGAUCUCUAGUGCCUUAGACCACUGCGCCACUCGGGAGGUGUUUGUCUCCUAAUGAUUUGAAUCCCUCAAAACCCACAUGGACCUACCUACACCUAUGAAUCUGCUGUGAUAUGUUGAGAUUCCUCUUGAUUUCUAUCAGAAAUGUAUCUCUGCAGUUACAGAUUCUUACUUGUUUGCUCUGUUGGCCAAUGUGCAGUGUGUAAUUCUAGCCACAAGAGGGUGCUAUACAACAGCGUAUCACACAACAAAUCAAAAUGAAGGUAUUGACAGUUUGAAAAAUAAUCUAAAUUAUGUCAAUAUGCUCAUUCUAGUUAUGCAGUCUUGUAUCUUCUAUGUAUUUUAUAUAAACAUAUUUGGAUUUCAUCUCCAUGAAAGACUACAUCACAUUUCACUGUAAGUUUCACAAUUAUUUUCUCAGAACAGAGAAGUUAAUGAUUUAAUUUAUCAAUCCCAAUUAGGCUUCUUGAGUUUAGAAUCAAAACAGUUCAAAUAUCCAUCCCAAUUCUUUGAGCUGCCAGUCACGUAUGCCCCUGGGCAAUAAGAAUGGCAUAAAGAGAUUUAAUAGCAGACCAAGACGACUUUUUGAUCUGUCG
This is a messenger RNA of Coregonus sp. 'balchen', 10989 nucleotides long. Lineage: Eukaryota; Metazoa; Chordata; Actinopteri; Salmoniformes; Salmonidae. The record is from the annotation of a GenBank genome assembly.